AUGUCUGAGACCGUCGUGCCUCUUUCUCGGUUGUUGAGAGUAGCGGUGCAGGUCUCUGUGUUCGAAGAGCUUUCGAAUCUGAAACAACUGGAGGAAACAACUUCGGAAACAUUGCUCAAACAUGAUUUACUAAAGACGGAACAGAGUCUCAGUGAAAUGGUGGCGUAUUUGAAUCGGCUACUUGAGGCCUUCCAGGGUAUGCAAGUUCAACUACAAGAGAGUCUUGAUUGGAUAUACGAAGGAAGAAGUGAAGUCUACGAAAUAAAUCGCAAUUUGGAUAUAAUCGAUACUAUAGUUGCAGAUCUGGUGGUGAUAGUUGAGACUAAACUCUCUAGCAGCCCUGAUGAGGCAUCCGAGCGGUUCACCGAUGUAUUGGUGUCGCUGUCUGACAUCUGCGAGUUGUCCUUGAAAGUGAAAAAAUACUCAUUGGUGCUCAAGAAGAAGGCUGAUAUGUCUGCACAGUAUCACGAGCUCAGAAGUGGGGUUCUGGGGUCGAUUGGUACCGAAAUCGAACAAUGUUUAAAGGAUUCCCACUCGAUACACGAAACAAGACUUUCGUCACCAGUUAGGCGAGUCCCACAAUUUACACUGGAAGACCUCACUCAGAAGAUGAAACCCCCGGGCAACGCCUCUUUGAGCUCUCUGAGAUUGCCAACUUUUAAUGAAAUUGACGAAUUGUUGUAUACCCAGUUCCGGAAUCUGGAGUCGAGGCUGAGUCCCCUCAAUGCCUCUCUUAUAUUCGUUCCACAGGCGCUUGAACAGUUCAGUGUUUCUGCUCUUGAGUUGUACCCGGAUUCGAUAUCAGAGCUUCUUGAUGCCUACGAAGGACUCAGGAAGAAGUUCGCGGUUCUCAGCGACGAAACGGAGCAACUACGAAUUGAGCUGGUACAGCAGAGAUGGCUCGAGAUUUUUGGUCAUCUGAUUGCCGAAGUGGCUCUCAUGAUGGACGAUGUUGAGAAAGAGCUUAGAAAUUCUGAUGGACAGAUAUCACAUGUGUGCAGCUACAAGAUCGAGACGAUAGACGAGACUUUGGAUAUAUUAAAGCGUGCAGUAGCAGAGGGACUGAUUGAGAAUAGCAGUAUCAACCAUGACAAAAACACGCUCAUCAAGAGGCUUUUCACUGUGAAGGACCAGGUCUUCCAGAUAGAGAAGUCUGCCGGAACCGGGAGUCGACAUUCUUCUUACGAGCUCGAAGCCAGUCCUGCUGAUGUUGCCAUAGAACCCAGCUUCUUGAAACGUCCAGACCAAGCAGGGUCCUCCAGGGAAAAGAGAAGGGUCUCACUGAAAGCAGGAAGCUCAUUUGCAGCCUCGAUGAACCUGAAACCCAUUUUAAUUGAACACAACCCAGUCUCUCCAGAUAGAGAACCUGAAAAGACUACGCCGAGUCGCCCAGCGCUAGGGGAGACCUCAAGACACAACAUUCUAUCAUCCGCAGAUCACAAGUUACAGCAGGACGGAGAAGAUUCUCUCGCCUAUGGAAUUCAACGAAUGAGUCUUCACAAAGAAGCAGCAACAAAAACCACUAUCCACACACCCUUAAGAAAAGGUGAAGACAAUAUAUUCUUGACGCCUGCUCUUCGUUCGCGGUAUUUAAGGCGCCAAUCCAUGAUCCCUGUGCCGACACCACAGAAGAGUGUUGAACGAUCAGGCAUCAAGUUCUCGACAAGACCUGCAGAUUCCACGAGAAAAUCCCGAAUCCCAGUUCCUACGGGCUCGUUGGUGAGGCCUGGUUCCAGAACAGCAAAUCAGCAGACGGCUCAAGGACUCAAAACUUCACACAAAACGCCCUCCAAAACACCUAAUCAGAGACCAGAAUCAUCACUUCAAAGACCAGAUUCAGCCACCAAGUCGAGAAUACCGCAGCUGACCCCAAUAAGACAAUCCAUUCCGGUCCGGAGUCUUUCUGCACUAGCGGUUGCCAGGGAAAGAAGCAUUCCACGAGCUCGCAAACCUUCUGAAGACGAAUUCUUUUGA
Kuraishia capsulata CBS 1993 is the source of this 1974-nucleotide messenger RNA. RefSeq lists its product as uncharacterized. The record is from RefSeq and is a predicted model, not a curated record. Gene Ontology annotation, biological process: mitotic spindle orientation checkpoint signaling; nuclear migration along microtubule; establishment of spindle localization. Gene Ontology annotation, cellular component: mating projection tip; spindle pole body; cell cortex. The transcript has a single exon. Lineage: Eukaryota; Fungi; Ascomycota; Pichiomycetes; Pichiales; Pichiaceae. The coding region runs from base 1 to 1974 and encodes 657 amino acids.